This is a messenger RNA of Solanum verrucosum, 1332 nucleotides long. RefSeq lists its product as uncharacterized. The record is from RefSeq and is a predicted model, not a curated record. NCBI's taxonomy places the organism in Eukaryota, Viridiplantae, Streptophyta, Magnoliopsida, Solanales, Solanaceae. Bases 1 to 1332 code for a protein of 443 amino acids. The transcript is spliced from 6 exons.
AUGAGCAUGGAGGAGAUGGUGAAAAAGAUCAUGGCUGAUCAAACCCAGUUAGCUGCUGAUGUGAGAAAUAACAUGUUGGCUACACAGAAAUUGGAGAAGCAAUUCGGACAGGAAAGAUGUUUAGGUGCGGAAGUAGAGAGACAUCUGAAAGAAAUGCAGAACAAGGCAUCUACGGAGUUGGCUAAUAGGUCUGUAGCUGGUCCUAAGGGUGUUGUAGAGGAUGUGUUAGUGCAAGUGGGAUCUUUGAUUCUCCCAGUAGAUUUUGUUGUGCUAAAUUUUGAGCCUGAGCUUGAGAUCUUGAGGCAGAGACUCGCUACAUUGCAUCUAAGGACCCUUUAUAGAGAGUGUACAUCUGGAGAUCGAUGGGAGCCUUUAAAUAGGGUGUUGGGUCCUCCACCCAAGCCCUCCAUUGAAGAAGCACCCAAGAUGGAGUUAAAAGCAUUGCCAGCCCACCUCAGGUAUUCAUUUCUGGGUGAAGAUAAAACUUUACCGAUUAUUUUGUCUGCAACAUUGUCUGAUGCACAGGUGGAAGCAACAUUAAUCAUCAUGAAGAAGAGGAAAAUAGCUUUGGGGUGGCAAAUGUCUGACAUCCAUGGAAUUAGUCCAGCAUUGUGCAUGCAUAAAAUAUAUAUGGAGGAAGGGCAUAAGUCGAGUGCACAACAUCAUCGGAGACUAAACCCAUUGAUGAACGAUGUGGUAAGAAAAGAGGUGAUAAAGUGGUUGGAUGCAGGGAUUGUGUACCCAAUAUUAGGCAAUAAAUGGGUAAGUCCAGUACAGUGUGCCCAAGAAAGGCGGAAUGAAAGUGGAUACAAUCAGAUUGUUAUUGCACCAGAGGAUCAGAAGAAGAUUACAUUCACUUGCCUGUAUGCGUUCAAACGCAUGCCAUUCGGCUUGUGCAAUGCCCCGACCACAUUUAAGAGAUGUAUGAUGUCAAUCUUUCAUGAUAUGGUGGAACUUUUUGUUGAAGUGUUCAUGGAUGAAUUCUCGGUGUUUGGUGAGUCUUUUGAACUGUGUUUGACUAAUCUUGAUAGAGUUCUUGCUAGGUGUGAAGAAACAAAUCUGGUGUUAAACUGGGAGAAAUAUCACUUUCUAGUUCGAGAGAGAAUUGUGUUGGGGCACAAGAUAUCCAAAAGUGGGUUGGAAGUUGACAAAUCUAAAGUGGAAGUUAUUGAGAAGUUUCCACCUCGCAUCACAGUAAAGGGAGUUAGAAGCUUCCUGGGACAUGUUGGAUUCUAUAGAAGGUUCAUCAAGGACUUCUCUAAGACUGCAAGACCCAUGUGCAGCCUGUUAGAGAAAGAGAUGAAGUUUGUUUUUAAUGAAAAGUCUUUGUAG